UACAAGAAAGUCACAGUCUUCACACGACGUUGCUUCAGUCUGCCCAAUCGAAGGAUUUUCUAGAACCGUCUCGCUUCUCUGUCUUUGAGGGGCCUCGUCGUCGUGAUUUCACCUUAUGUCACGAUUGUUGCGGACUAACACCAAGUGAAUGUUGGACGCCACCGAUAAGAUCAAGAUGUAGCGACCACGCAGCGGCACCAGCAGCACGCUGCAGGUGGUCUUAUUAAACUGGCCUAGAGCUGCUGGUGCCGGAGCCGGUAGUACCACCACCAGAGCGGAACCGUAGAAAAAACUGGUUCAAGGAGGACCUUCUCGCCACCGUACAGCGGAGGUGGCAGCAUGAAGAAAAGCAUGGAGAUGUUGUUCCCGCUUACGAAGCAGCGAGAGGAGCGGCAGGGGUCAUCGUCGUGCAGAAGAUUUUUUCGCAACAGCAACACACUUGCCAUUGCUGCGUUCUCGUUCUGCAGUCUCUACUUUCAUCCGGUCACGACACGCGCCGAUCUCCCUGUCCACUGUCUGCGCAACGAUGUCGCGGGCAAGUGGGUUUUCCAGCUCCACAAAACGGGGAAGCAGCGAACCACCUGCGGGCACAAGCGACCGGAUUUGGCCACUGAGGAACCUUCGCUGCUGCGGUUUGACGCCAUACCAGGGAGUGAAAAGCUGGAAAUGCGGAUCGAGUUGCGGGGGGAAGAACAAGAAGAUCAUACCAAAGCCAAAAGCGCGAUGGCAGAUGAAGCACAAGCAGCGCAAGCGCACGCAGUCGCAGUGGCACGGAAGCUGCAGCAGGAAGAUAAAGAGAACAAACAUCAUGUGCAUCAAAUAAAUUCCGAACCACUAACGGCACCAGACAACACGGAACCUUUCCGCAGAACCGACCCAGUACAAGCCACCAUCCCACAGCUGCAGAACGAGCACAAACUGACAGCCAGACGGGAAGCGACUGCUUCUGCCCAAACGACGUCGGGCGCCCCGCGAUUGGUGGAAACAGGUUCGUGGACCAUGGUAUACGAUGAAGGAUUCGAGAUCAAAUUUCCGACAAGAAGAGCUGCUGCUCCUUCUGGCACCGUUGCUGUUUCUGCUUCAAAUGGAGCUGCAAACAUCAAUGCGAAUGCUCCACAACUACAACACGAAAACCAAGUGCAAAAUCUGAAAUUCGAAUCCAUGUUCAUGUUUUCUCGGUUCCGACCAAAGAGCAGUGGGGAAAGUACAACAAAAAUACCUGCAUCCCCUCCUCCACCUUCCGACAAAAAGAGCUACGAGUCCCUUUGCUCCGAGACCCUGGUCGGGUGGUGGAAAAACGAGGAAACAGGCGAAUUUGGCUGUGUUCGGGGGAAGAAAGAAGACGUGGAAGUACAGAAGCCACAACAGCUGCAGCAGCUCCCGAACAACGGACAGAAGGAAGAACGCGAUGAACCACGCGUGUCCUUCUUGCAGAGAGUAGAGCAACCAGCAUCGCUCUCGAAGGAAGAGGAACUAGUACAUCUAAAUGGUCAUCCGAACGCCAUUGUCGAGAUGAACAGUGCAGCGGCGUUUGUGGACCACCUCCAGGGUGGAGUACCAGACGGUAGUAAUGUUCCUGACGCAAAAGAAUCAAGCCACGAAAGAACAUCCACUAACACUAUCACCCCCGACUGGCUCAGAAGCAAAGCAGCGACAAUCAACGGAAAGAACCUCGGGUACCGCGCAAAGCCCUACGCAAGCCGGUACGCGGGACUGAGCUACCUGCAGUUCCGAAAGAAGGGCGGCAUGGUGCGGAAGAAGAUCCUGGUAGAAGAGAAAGAGAACAUCAAACCCGGCGACAGAAGUCGUGACGAAGGGGGAGGUCGUGGUGGUUUUCCCGCUACUACUCGUCGUGCAGCGACUCUAAAUACUCCUUCCAGAUCCAGCACCAGUACAACCGUUGCGCUGUUUCAGGAAGAGAGCAAAAUCAGUCGAGAGGCGCUGCGGAGACACCAGUCUGCUUGUGACAAAGCUGCAUCUAGUACUUCUGCUGAUGCCGGUGGUGGAACAACAACCAAAGGCCCUAGUUCCACAUCAGAAUCAGUGUAUCCAGUUCCAGCCGCGGUCCGGAAAAACUUCUUUAAAAACUCCAUGGUAAGCGGGACCACGAACAGCAACACAGCAACGCCGGAAAGCGUCCCGAUAGCGUCACACUUGUUGCUGACGAAGGAAGCGAGCGAGCUGUCCGAGUUGUCUCCGUGCGUUUUGCAGAAACUGCUGGAGGAGCAAGUUUACCAAUCCGACGAGAUGCUAGAAAUCGAAAAGGAGUUCCCGAAGGAGUUUGAUUGGCGCGAGUACAGGUUGCACAGCAACAAUGGUGGUGAUGUAGAAGUACCCGCUCAACAAACGAUCAACUUCCUCGAGGCCCCCAUGGACCAAAAAGCCUGCGGGAGCUGCUACAUGGUGUCGACCAUCCGCAUGCUGUCGGCGAGAAACCGAAUCAGAAAGUUUUUCGAAGCAAUGGGUGAAAUUAAAGGUCGACAUAAAGUAGAAGUACAACAGCAUCAAGCUACUAAGCAGGACAACAAGAUGAAAAGUAGUGCUGCGAGUGCAGGUCAGGUACUCAGCAUCAGCCUGAUGGACGACCACAGAAAUUCCAACUACGGUGCUGCAGCAUCCACUUCACCAGCCGCAUCGAGCACGACCGUGGAGCCCUUCUCGAUUUCCUUCCCGCUGUAUUGUUCCGAGUACAACCAAGGCUGCGACGGGGGUUACCCUUUUCUGGCGAGCAAAUGGUCCGAAGACAUCGGCUUAAUCCCGGCGAAGUGCUUUCCCUACGAGGUAAACGAGAACAGCAGUGGGGAGAAAGUAGGGAAAAUGUGCGGAAAAGUGGACAAAAAGUGCGUGUUGGAGGAAAUGGGGAAGGCGAGCGCAAGAAGUGGAACAAGUUCGACUUCUAGUACUAGUAGUACACCCUCGACCUCGAAAGUGGCUGCUGCAGGCAGGCGGGAAACGACCAAAACGCCAGUAAGAAUGAACAUGCAAGUAGCACGUGGUCGGAUGAACCAUCAAUCCCAACAAAAGUCCUCCGACGUGCCGGAUCAUGAACUUGACCUAAAACAUCUCAAACUCCCGAAGGCCUCCAACUACCGCUAUGUGGGGGGUUAUUACGGAAACGCCUCGGUCAGAGCGAUCAUGCGGGAGUUGAUGGAACACGGGCCCCUGGUGGUUUCGUUUGAACCAACCGAGGAUUUCAUGCUCUACGCCGGCGGGAUUUUUUUCAACCCGACAAGCAGUAGAGCUUCUACUUCUACAACUGCUCCAUCCUCUACUUCCGCUUCUUCUGAAAGCAGGACCUCGAACGACAUCCAGAAAGACCCGCUGCACUGGCAAAAAGUCGACCACGCGGUGCUGCUAGUUGGGUGGGGCGAUAUGGAUUGCAAAAGUGUCUGGGUCUGGAAAUGUGGAGCUUGUGAUGCGUGUCUUGCAUUCCUGGAGAAUCUGUGUUGCAUGAGCAGCAAAAGAGAAGCUUGCUUCGUCAUUGCAAAAACGCAUUUUGUGAUGCAUGCUAGGCAUCAGCAGGCGUCUCGAAAGCUUGUCGUGCUUGGCUGCCAUUACAAGAGCUUCCUUCAUGCUCAAAAAUUCAGCAUCACAGGUCUCCAGAUCCAGACACUUUUACAAUCCAUAGACGAGGAACUCGGGCAAAAGUACUGGACCAUUCAGAACUCCUGGGGCCCGGAGUGGGGCGAAAGCGGGUACUUCCGGAUCGCGCGUGGGGUGAACGACUCGGGGAUUGAGUCGAUUGCCGUGGCCGCGGAUGUGGUGGAGGCAGAAGUCGCCUCGAACGUUUUUGAUGGCACGUCCAGGCCGCCCGCUGCAUCCGAGACGAGUAGUGGUUCUGUUACUGGGGACGCGAUCGCGAACAAAGAAGCCUCGACGAGAGACGAAUUCAAUGCUGUUUUCUUUUCCAAUGUAGAAGCAUAGUUCUUUAGCUAGACUGCUUGCUUCGCUUAUGGUUUUUACGCCACACACAGCGGGCGACCCUGACGUUUCCGUUUCUGCUUUUUUCUAAAUGUGAAAAAGAAAAGACCGACUUUUUCAAAGUCAAACAACCCAAGUCUAUUUCGAAGUAACAGCUGCCUACGGAGUAGUUCUACUUCUCUGUGGUGUUCGCGAAGUAAAGGAUCUCUCUGAAGAAGAUGAUGAGGGUUCGCCUGUAUUAAAAAGAAA
Messenger RNA from Amoebophrya sp. A120, 4170 nucleotides. NCBI's taxonomy places the organism in Eukaryota, Dinophyceae, Syndiniales, Amoebophryaceae. The record is from the annotation of a GenBank genome assembly.